AAGUUCCUCCAAACUGUUAUCUUGCUGACAGCAAUUUCACCAAUUCAACCAACACCAAUCGCGCUUCCUGUUGAACAAGACGGAUCCGGUCAUCGAGAAACUAUUAUUCCCUUGCCACCUACUAAAGAAGAUCCAGCAGGGUUUAGUGGUACAGCAGGUGGACUUAGCGAUAAUGGUACUUUUGUUACGCCUCAAGCGGCCAACUCAAGUGUAAUUCUUGCAGUUGGUACGACCUUUCAAAAUUGGGAAAAUGUGGAUGAAUUUCUUGAACUUUACGGUCGAGAACGGGGAUUUGUUGUCAGAAAAAAACGAGUUGAAAGAGAUGAAAUGGGAAUGGUUAGAAAAAGAACGUACGAUUGUGAACACGGAGGACGAUAUACUCCAAAAAAAAAAGCAGCAGUACAUGAGCAACGCAAUCGAACGUCUAAACCACAACCAUCAACAACUCAAGCGAUUUCAUCACCUAGAUAUCGCAGUGUGUUGGAAGCAGCAUCACCAAAGAAUCGAAAUUUACCAAAAGCAGUCCUUGAUGAUAUUGAAUUUUAUACGCUUCAUGGUAAUUUGGGAGUUACCACUCAACGACAAUUAUUGAAAGCGAAGUAUCCGAAUCAUCAACUUCCGGCACGUGACAUUGCUAGCGCAGUGCAAAAAUUUAAAGGAGGGACCGAUUUAAAAGGGUUAGAUAAUGACGCUGCAAAACUUUGGAUCUGGGAAUUGGCGCGAAGAGCAACACAAAUCGCGGUUGAUCAGCAAGAUAACAGUUUGGAGGAACUUCUACGACGUUACAUCAGAGAAAAGGAAGAUCGUAUUGGGAGGCAAACAUCUCAAACAACUCAACAAUAA
Messenger RNA from Dentiscutata heterogama, 843 nucleotides. NCBI's taxonomy places the organism in Eukaryota, Fungi, Glomeromycota, Glomeromycetes, Diversisporales, Gigasporaceae. The record is from the annotation of a GenBank genome assembly.